Cuscuta epithymum is the source of this 667-nucleotide messenger RNA. The record is from the annotation of a GenBank genome assembly. Lineage: Eukaryota; Viridiplantae; Streptophyta; Magnoliopsida; Solanales; Convolvulaceae.
CAAGAGUCAAGCAAACAGCAACUAAGAAGAAAGGUGCCGGAGCAUCCGCUUCCACGAAGCGAGUGCCGCAGACGAAGGGUAAGCCGACGAAGGGCAAGCGGAGGAAGGGUAAGCCCACAAAAAAUUCCAAACCUGGUUCUGCUCCUAGUGAAGCUUCAACACGGAAGCCUCGUCGCUUUAAGCCCGGAACUGUUGCUCUCCGGGAGAUCCGGAAGGCCCAGAAAUCAUGCAAUCUUCUUAUUCCUAAAGCCCCGUUUGUCAGGCUUACUAGGGAGUUCAGCACAUUUUAUUCACCGGAUAUGAAGCGCUGGCAAGCAGAUGCUCUUUAUGCACUUCAGGAGGCUUCUGAGUCGUAUUUGAUGGAACUCUUAGGACAUGCGCAGCUGUGUGCUAUUCACGCCAAGCGUGUCACACUUAUGAAGAGCGAUUUCCAAUUGGCAAGGCGCAUGACAGGGAAAGGUCAACCUUGGUGAUUUGGUGUAGCCACUAUUACCUUUGUUGUAUAGAUUUUUUGUUGGCAAUAGACUGUUGAAUGGUAAUGUGUAGCAUAUGCUUUUGUUAGAUUUACGGUUGCGUUCCAGGUAAAUGUAACUGAAUGGCAAUGGUAUAUUUGGUAAUGUAAUGGUAAAUCUAGUUAUGCUGUUGAAUGGUAAUUGGUAGAUUUGGG